UCAUAUUUAUUAUUUUAAUUAUUUUUUAAAAAUUCUCGAUCUUUAUUUUUUCUACUCUAGUCUUCACAUCUUUUUCCAAUCUUUGGAUUUCAGGAUUUUGGUAUGUCUACCACAACCUCCAAGCCGAUCUCAACAGCCACCACAGAAAUAUGGAACGAAAUUAAAACAUUAUUUCAAAAUUUUAAAUUCGGUUUCAACAGUGCUCCAUCAAUUGAUGAAGAGAUCAAAAGAUUGGCUCUGCAAAGACAAGAACUAAUAACCAAGCUGAUUGUCUCUACCAUAGGGACCAUAGUAACCAUUGGGGUAUCUUAUUAUGGUUUGAAGUGGUUGUUCAACCAACUGGACCCAUCUAAGAAAGACAAUGAAGAGUUCCAAUUACGUGCGAAAGCUCUGAUGAAGAAAAUUGGAGUUAAUGUACAGUUAACCGAGCAUGAACUGAGCAUGGCUUCAAACUUGGUGAUACCUUCCUCGAUGAAAACCGAAUGGAAGGACAUUGGUGGCCUCCAGGAAAUCAUUGAGGAGAUCAAGGAAGCCGUCAUCGACCCAUUCAAACAUAAGGAACUGUUUGCAUCUACUAGGCUCGUUGAACCGCCGAAAGGUGUUCUCCUUUAUGGACCGCCCGGUUGUGGCAAGACGAUGAUUGCAAAAGCAAUCGCCAAAGCAACAGGUGCAAGAUUUCUAAGUCUUAACGUCUCCUCCUUGGUUGACAAGUGGUAUGGAGAGUCACAAAAGAAGGCAGAAGCUAUCUUUACACUGGCUAGAAAGCUGCAGCCGACAAUCAUAUUCAUUGAUGAAAUUGAUUCCUUCUUACGUCAGCGUUCAUUUGACGAUCACGAGGCCAGCUCUAUGAUUAAAACUCAGUUCAUGAGUUUCUGGGAUGGCCUUACGACCGACGACAGAUGCCAAAUCGUCGUCAUCGGCGCCACUAACAGGCCUAAGGACGUAGAUCCAGCCAUUCUCAGACGCAUGCCAAGCAAAUUUUAUAUUGGAUUGCCGAACCUUGAGCAGAGGAAGGAAAUAUUAAAGCUGGUAUUACAAAAUGAAUCUGUCCACCAUUCUGUAAACUUGGACGAGAUUGCCGUGCUAACAGAGGGCUGGUCCGGUAGUGACCUGAGGGAGCUAUGUAGGGCCGCUGCCGUCUUAAGAGUUCGAAAGUUGAUCAAACUCUCCGAAGAAAUCACAAGUACCAGUUCAAUACCCACCUCCCUUGGCGAAUUGGACGCAGAAGACUUCAAAAAAGCCUUCGAAAGACUGAACCAAGGCAAAAUUAUGAUGACUUCAUCGACUGUUUACCAGCAGUUUUGUAUUGAUUAGCGCUUCGUUUAGUCUGCCAUGUUUUUCAGUUUACAACUCUAUAUAUUCCAUUCGUUCUUAUAAUGUUAUAAUUCUUCCUUUUCUUCAACAGUUUUAUAGACAUCUAUUAUUUUUAUUGUUUUCGUUCGAUCGAGGAAAUGUUAAUUUAUAUUGCGUAUUAAACUCGUUUUCGGUGCAUUAUUUAUUUUUUAAGAAUUUAGUGGAUUUUUUUCAACGAAAUAAACUGUUUUAUUGCUAUCGGCAUAAAAAAAAUAUUCAAAUAACACGUGAAGAAUAAACGUGAAAACAGUUAAAAUACCAACACCAUAAAUAUUCCUUAUGAAAUAGAUUACACAUCCAACUAAAAAAUUCUGUCUAAAGAAGAAUAAUAAUAAAUUUAGAAACUGCUAA
This is a messenger RNA of Helobdella robusta, 1704 nucleotides long. RefSeq lists its product as hypothetical. Gene Ontology annotation, molecular function: ATP binding; ATP hydrolysis activity. The transcript is spliced from 12 exons. Gene Ontology annotation, cellular component: mitochondrial outer membrane. The record is from RefSeq and is a predicted model, not a curated record. The coding region runs from base 103 to 1314 and encodes 403 amino acids. Lineage: Eukaryota; Metazoa; Annelida; Clitellata; Rhynchobdellida; Glossiphoniidae.